Messenger RNA from Linepithema humile (Argentine ant), 2940 nucleotides. Its product is annotated as proton-coupled amino acid transporter-like protein CG1139. Gene Ontology annotation, biological process: amino acid transmembrane transport. NCBI's taxonomy places the organism in Eukaryota, Metazoa, Arthropoda, Insecta, Hymenoptera, Formicidae. The record is from RefSeq and is a predicted model, not a curated record. Gene Ontology annotation, molecular function: L-amino acid transmembrane transporter activity.
ACUUCGCGCUAAGUCAGAUCAGUCGACUUGCGGCGGUCGUACCUGUCGCGACAUAUAAUGUAACGGAUCUUUGGAGAUUAAAGCAUCUCACAUAUUCGAUUGCAUCUUUGCUUCCUUUCAGUCUUUCUUCUGCCCGUCUGUGGUUGUCUGACCAACCCCUUGCUUUAUUCCUCUCUUCUUUCGCUUCUUAUCCUCAACUCGAUACAUCGCCUUUGAUUUCUGUUACGCUAUCGCACACGAGGAAGUCAGCGACUCGACCGGUAUCUAGUGGUUCAUCCUACAAAGAUGUCACACGACAAUUUGGGAUUUACAUCGAGUACGGAUGUUCUGCAGGGUCUGAAAAAGUCUUCCUCAUCCAAAGAACAUAAAAAUGGUUAUAAAUCAAGUGAGAAACAUGACGGCGUUUACGUGCUGGAACUCGAGGAAAAAAAGAAAAGUACAGAUGAAAAAGAUGAGAAUUACGAUCCGUACAGUUACAGAGUGGUGGAGCAUCCGACUACCGAUGCGGAAACAUUGCUCCAUUUGCUGAAGGGCAGUUUGGGCACUGGAAUUCUUGCGAUGCCAAAGGCCUUCUACAAUGCCGGAUACAUCGUUGGUUUGGUAGCCACAAUUAUCAUAGGGCUUCUCUGUACAUAUUGCAUGCGAAUUCUUGUUCGUUCAGAAUACGAAUUAUGUAAACGGAACAGAGUGCCCUCCAUGACGUAUCCGGUGACUGCGCAAAGUGCUUUACUCGAAGGACCAGUAUUUCUGAGACGGUUCUCCAAAAGUUCCAUACACAUAAUAAACAUCUUCCUGUUGGUAUAUCAGAUGGGCACUUGCUGCGUCUACUUGGUAUUCAUUUCCAGAAAUCUGCAACUGGGAUUGAGCUCUUUUGUUAAAUUGGAAUUGGAGAUAUACAUGGUAAUUCUGCUGUUACCUUUGAUCUUUGUUAAUUACAUCAAGAAUCUUAAAUACUUGGCACCGUGUUCAACAAUCGCAAACGCUAUUAUGUUCGCCGGGUUUGCGAUCAUUCUUUACUAUAUCUUUCGAGAGCCGUUGACGUUCAACGACCGCGUGACUGUUGGGGAAGUUAAAAAUUUCCCGCUCUUCUUUGGCACCGUCUUAUUCGCCCUUGAAUCCAUCGGCGUAGUAAUGCCGUUGGAAAACGAGAUGAAAACACCCCGAUCCUUUAUGAAACCAUGCGGCGUUCUCAAUAUUGCAAUGGGAGUUAUAGUCGUGCUGUACGCCGUCCUGGGAUUUUUCGGAUACAUACGUUACGGCAGCAAAAUCGCUGGUAGCAUCACGCUGAAUCUGCCGACCCACGAAGACCUGGGAAUUGCGGUACAAAUUCUUCUGGCUAUUGCCAUCUUUUUUACGCAUCCCAUUCAGUGCUACGUCGCCAUCGAUAUAUUGUGGAACGGCUACAUCAGUACGCUUCUUGAGAAGUAUCGUUACAAGCUGCUCUGGGAAUAUGUAGUUAGAACUGCCAUCAUUCUGAUUACUUUCGGUUUGGCAAUUACAAUUCCGGAAUUGGAUCUCUUCAUAUCGCUGUUUGGCGCGUUAUGUCUGUCGGCCUUGGGACUUGCUUUCCCGGCGAUCAUCCAACUGUGCGCCUUCUGGAAAGUGAUGGGGCCCACCGAGAAGAAGAUCAUGAUAGCGAAGAACACGUGCCUAAUACUGAUCGGGGCGUUAGGCCUGAUUGUUGGCACCUACACGAGCCUUCGCGAUAUCAUCGCGAAAUUCUCCUGAGGAGUCGGUUCGAAGGAUUGUGCUGUGGAAAUGUGCUGAUGGAGUGAGCAGGACUCGUUCUCCAUGCGAGGAACGACGACAAUGUGAUACGUAGUUAAAGUUGAUCAUUGCUAAAAGUGAGUGUAUCUAAAAGUAGAAGCGCAUUUAGAGGCUUUAGCCGAGGGACCGAAAUAACGUUAACUUCGUAACGGCUCGCCCGUCACACUGCGGCUUCGAUUCGUCGCGGACGAAAUGAAGUUCCUAAGUGCCACGUUGGUUUUACGCGUAAUUCACGAGACUUUUGUGCGGAAGAUGAACUGUGCGACGCCGCCUGGCGCGCGCGUACGCGUCAGUCAUGUACAGUACAAAAUGUGUAAAAAAAAAAAAGGUUUUAUUGUAUUAUAAAUAAAAAUAAUUUUAUUUUCUUACUGCUACCCCCUCGAUUUCGGAUUCCUCCCCCCCGAAAUUAUCGUCGACUUCUUGAAUUACGACUUGAAUUACGCAGUACAGAGCGAUUGCUUCAUUUGAUUCUUGACCGUUAUUCUUAUUAAUAUUUUAUAACGUGAAAGGAGAAUAGAUGAUAGAAUAGCGUUCGUGUGUACACGCUAUACCAUGCGACGAGCUGCAAGAAUCGAUAUUUCAAUGAUAUAAGCAGGUUGCUGCCUAAAAAUGAGAACAUUCAUCAAUGCCAUCCUGUUUUCCUUAUUCGUUUGUUCGCGUUUUAUACAGAUUUCCAGACGAUCAAUAUUGAUUCUCAACAAAUCGAUAUCGUAUCAUUGUAUACAAAACCACAGAGGGCGGAGCGUUUUCUUUUUCUAGAAAUAGUAAAAUAUUUGCAAUAUAAAUUUUAUGUGCGUAGAUUGUGCUUCACGUAUGGAACACUUUGAAGAACUCUUUUCUUUAAGUUUGUGAAUUAUUUUUAUAAUUGUUUAGAAUAGCAUGAUCUUGAUAAAAUAAUAGAAUAGCCUAUCUUAUAUUCGCGUCUGACAUGAAAAAGAUGUCAUAAGAUUAUAAAUGGAAAAAAAUUGAUGAAAUUUUUGUAUGAAAAACACAACACAAAACAUUUUGUUAAUUAUUAAAUAAACAUUUAUUUAUUAAAUAAUUAAAUAUCUGUUAAUUAUAAAAAAUAGGAUUUGUAGAAUUACUUGCUCUACUUGCUAGAGAAGCUCGUUACGUUUUCAAAGUCCGACGUUCAUUCGGACAUUCGAGAGGAAUAAAGUUUAUUUCACGACA